Messenger RNA from Ectocarpus siliculosus, 1236 nucleotides. Lineage: Eukaryota; Phaeophyceae; Ectocarpales; Ectocarpaceae. The record is from the annotation of a GenBank genome assembly.
AUGGAGCCCCUGGUCGAGGUCCACACGGACGAGGAGAUGACGAUCGCACUCGAGGCCGGCGCUCGCGUGGUCGGGGUGAACAAUCGCAACCUGCACACGUUCGAGAUGGACCUGGAGACUACGGAAAGGGUGGCGCUCGUCGCGGCGGCCAUGGGGGUGCCGUGGCAGAAUCCAACCGAGAGCUGGACGAGGGACAGGAUAGUCUUGUCGGCGCUGAGUGGAAUCACCGGUCCUGAGGACGUAAAGCGUUUCGAGACAAUGGGGGUGUCGAUGGUGCUGGUGGGGGAGACCCUGAUGCGGGCGGAGGAUCCCGCAAAAGCGAUCCGCACACUCCUGGGGGAGGAAGACCCAACGCCGGUGUCGGAGCAACGUCUGGUGAAGGUGUGCGGCGUGACCAACGUGGAGGACGCCUCGACGAUCGCCACCGCCGGCGCCAACCUCAUCGGCGUCAUCUUCGCGGAAGGUUCCCCCCGCAGAGUCACCGAAAAACGCGCCCGCGACAUCGUCAAAACCGUGCAGGCGUUCGGAGAGCGAAAUUCUCCCAAGCACAUUGAGCCGCCCCCGCAGACGGAUUCAAGCGCAGAGUGGUUCCAGGCGUGGUCGAGAAAGCUGGUAGAGGCGAGCCACAGGACACCGCUUGUCGUCGGCGUGUUCCAGAACCAGCCGAUGGAAGAGAUUCGACGAAUAGUCGCAGAGACGGGCCUGGACCUGGUUCAGCUCCACGGGGACGAAGGCAUGGAGGCCUGCGCCGAGUGCGGCGUGCCGGCUCUCCGCGUCGUGCACGUGCCGGCGGCGGCGCCGGGAGAGGAGCGCGUGGAGAGCGUCUUGGUCGGUGGUGAGAGGGCCUCGCCGUCGGCCAAGUCGCGGGCGGAGGAGGUGCUGGCGCAGGCUCCCCCGAACUUCGCGGCCGGGGUGCUGCUGGACACCUCGGUGAAGGGCGUCAAGGGGGGAACCGGCCUCCCGUUCGACCACGAGGUGGCCAAGCUUGUCGGGGAAGCGGGGGUGCCGGUCAUCGUCGCGGGGGGGCUCGACCCGGACAACGUGGAGGUGUGCGUGAUCUUCACGGAGAGCUUCGGGGUGGACGUGUCGAGCGGGGUGGAGGAGGCGAAGGGGGUCAAGAACCCCGGGGAGGUCAAGAGGUUCAUGGAGCAGGCGCGCCUGGCGCACAAGGACUUGACUGCCAAGCUGAAGCAGGAGGAGGAGGAGGAGGAGGAGGAGCAGGGGGAGAGAAUAUGA